GAAAGUGAACUUAGAAACACGAUUAUUUUUUGGGAAUUACACCAGGCAGAGUGCACGGGCUUUCAAGUCUAUGGUUUUCAAUAAAAGCGCAGAGCAGGGCACACUACCACGUUUAUUAUUGUAUACUUGUAAAUUCAUGAGUUCUUUCCCCUGCGUUAUUUACAACAACAAAGAGUACUGUCGGUUUUGGUUCGAAUUUUAAACUGUUUUAAGAAAUGUAAAAAUAAUGUAUUUAUCGCCUUGAUUAUUAUAAUUAUUAUUGAACAAAAAUUAUAAAAAAAUUCCUGUAUUUAUAUUUGUAUACGCAACCAAAACUAUACUGACAUUUACCUAGUCCAUAAAAAUGUGGAAGUUAGUCAAAAAGAUACGAAUCCCGAACCAAUAUCCGGCGCCGAUGGUUGCGUCCUGCAGAAUAGAAGAAAGACCGUCAUUGAUUUCAUUUCAGUUACCUGUAUUUGUGCUGUUGUGGUAAUUUGUAGUACGUAAUACCCCUAGUUUCUAUCCUUGGAAAAUUCAGGGCUCAUUAAAAACAUUUUAGAAUGACAUCGACAAUACCUGUUAAAAUAGAGAGAAUAUUGUUUACGUAAACUAGAAUCUAGAUCUACUCAAUCGUUGAGAGCCAACUGCUGCACUCUCCAUCACUCACACUCACCCAAAACACUCCUGAGUCACUGACAAAUAGUUUGUGUAGUGCGCUGUGAACUGCCUUCACUCUAUGGCUGGUCGAGGGAGGGCGCGGGGACGAGGGCGAGGGUUAGGCGACUCGGAGGCUUCCGCCCCUGGAGGUCUGGCUGCGAGGAACAGCGUUGAUGAGGAUGAGUCGACUCCUGAGGUUACUCAAAACUCCAAUGAGGGAGAGAGUAAAACAGCAAGUGGAGGAGUUGGACAGCCGACCUUGUCCCUGAACGACAUGAAGUCCAUCAUCGAAGACCCCCGGACUUACAGUGAGCAGAACGACGUGAAGAAGUUCCUCAUGUGCGCACGCCACUUCGUCAAGACGGAGGAGGAUGUGAAGACGCUCUCGUCCAUGCUCUACAACAACUGUCUCAGUGAUUCCAGCCUGGCAAAGCGGGGCUCAGAGAUCUGCGAUGCGUUGACCUGUAUCGAGGUCGGGAGUACAAAGUUCAGGAACUGCUUGCUCUCACUGGUUCAGGCCGAUUAUAAAGCCAGGAAAGAGCUGAUAGCCUCCGACCCUGCGAGGUUCCGUGGUUUCCUCGCCUUUCUCUGCGAAAUCUUUGGCGUGAUGCGGACAGCAAAUAACGAGGUAUUCAAGCCUUUAGUCAACCCAAUCUUCGACUGUUUCAUCCUUCCUCUCGGUCAAGAAGACCAGGAGGAGGAGGAAGGUGGAGAAGGGGGAGGAGGAGGAGGAGGAGGAGACAUGGAAAUGCUCAACGAUGACGUCUGUGAAUUGUUUGCCAUCCAGCUGCAGUCGGUGGGAAAACUGUUGGAGGAGAACGAGGAGGAGAGAAUGAGGCAGCUCAUGAACCGGAUCCGAACCUGCAUCAUCCACAGCAAGAGUUCGCCCCGGGUGAGGUGUUCCCUGCUGGAAGUACUGGAGAGCUACGCCCGCGGCUGGGAGUCGGCCGACAGUGAAACCACCAAGUUCUACUGCGACAUGGCCGUGGACAUGAUCUCCGGGCUGGUCUUAUGAUACUGCGCUGUCUGUCGGGGGGAAACGAGGGGGGAGGAGGGUGGGGUGGUGGUGGUUGAUGAGGCGACAGAGAGAUCGUUGAGUUCUGUGCUGCGACAUUGCUCACGAUGUGAACUUUGGGUUUCGACCUCUACGGUAUUGCCUUUUAUAGGGGAUUGGGAGGGAGGGGGGGUUGGUGUUUGUAUGUGUGUGUUUGUGGAUGUGUUUGGGAAUGAGAAAUGUUUUGUUUUUUCUUUUCUCAGUUUGUUUUGCAUUGUGUGUGAUUUGGUUGAUUUGCCUUUUAUUGACGUUCCGCUUUCUCGAUAUGUGUUGCAUCAGUGAAAUCAGGUGCUUGUCAAAAUGAUGAAAUUGAAGAAACUGUUACUUUUCAAUUAGGAAUUUUUUCUUUUUUCUUUUGGGCUCUAGCAUGUGUAGCGUGUUGUGUGUGUGUGUGUGUGUGUGUGUGUUAACUGUUACAAAUGUCCACUGAUAACAUGCCUAGUGUGUGUAUGUGACAUGUGUUUAAUGAAUAUCCAG
Molecule: messenger RNA, 2167 nt
Organism: Aplysia californica (California sea hare)
Lineage: Eukaryota; Metazoa; Mollusca; Gastropoda; Aplysiida; Aplysiidae
Product: CBP80/20-dependent translation initiation factor
Exons: 9
Coding region: 716-1651 (311 amino acids)
Biological process (GO): regulation of translational initiation
Cellular component (GO): cytosol
Molecular function (GO): RNA binding; protein binding; translation activator activity
Source: RefSeq, a predicted model, not a curated record